AUGAAAAAGUAACCACCGCCUUCAAGUUAAUAACCAUAAUAAAUAUAAUCAAGAAUAAUUCAGAAGGAAGUUUUUUGGGUCUAUCAAGCUUAAAGUGUAUAACAAAGUGCUUUUGAAUAAUAUUUAACAUUGAAUUAAAAAGAGAUCUAUAAUUUAUAAUAAUAAUAAUAAAUUGGAUUCAUGGAAAACAUCUAAUAAGUAUCUAAUUCAAUCAAUAAUCAUAUUCAUCCAUGUUUAUAAAACAAUGCAUAGGAUCAAUUUUUAAGAUUUAAUAGUAUUAAUGUUGAUUGGUUAACGUUGAAACUGAUUCAUCUAUUUAUUAAUAAUAGUAAUUUAAUGGCAAUAGAUUUUAGACACAAUAGAUUUACAAAUUAAGAAUUAGAUGUUGUAUAUUAAAUUUUUGCAUUUUAAAGAAUUAUAAAAGCAUUUAUUGAAUAUAAUAGUAAUGUAAAUAUACUUAAAUUAUGUCCACUUUAUAAUUUAGAAUUUAUAUAUUUAAGAGGAAAUGAGAUUGAAAAUAAUAUAAUAGUUUAAUUUAUGGGCAAUUUACAUAAUAGAGUAAGAGUUUUAGAAUUAGGAGUAAAUAAAAUAAGUCAAGAAGGUGUAGAUGCUAUUGCUGAAUAUAUGGGUAAACAGAAUGCUUUGGAAUAUCUUGGAUUAGCAUAAAAUUGUAUUAAAUCAUUUUAAGAUAUAAAAUUAUUAACAAAUUCAUUUGGAAAGAAUAGAAUAACAACAGAAGAAUUUUCUAAGUAUUUAUUUAUUUUAAAAUUAGAAUUUAAGAAUUAGAAUAAUAACGUGAAUUAUAAAUAUAAAAGUUUUAGAAAUAAAAAAAGAAAUAUACUGAAGAAAUGCUUAUUUAAGUACCUCCUUAUGUAAAAAUUGAUAAUUUUAAUUACACUUUACAAAAUCCAUAAUUUAAAUUACUUAAUCUAUCAGAUAAUUAAUUAGUGGAAUAAGAUAGAGAUUAAAUUGAUAAAUUCUUAAGUAGAUUACUAGAUACUUAAUCUGUAGUAUUGACAAAUAAUUUAUUCGAACAUUCAACUAGAGCUAAAUUAAGGAAGAAAUAUAAAAAAUGUGUAGUAAUUUGA
Paramecium pentaurelia is the source of this 1088-nucleotide messenger RNA. The record is from the annotation of a GenBank genome assembly. Lineage: Eukaryota; Ciliophora; Oligohymenophorea; Peniculida; Parameciidae.